UGUCUAUGGAAUCAUUUUUUUGCAAUAUCGUCUGCCCUUGCUGAGGUUUGAAGUCGUGGGGUUAGAUAUUGGUGUUGGGAGCGGUCGCCAUGUUACGCAGGUCGUGGUGUUGCGUAGCGUGUGUGGCGUAGUGUGUGGGCGAGCACUCCAGCGGCGGGUGUCCAGGUCCUCCCGUCUGGAGUGACUUAGAGCCGGUAGCGUGUGCACUCUAGUUCCCGUUGUGGUGUGAAGCCAGGAGGCGCAGAGUUAAUGGCUGGGCAUCACCAUGGGUGCCCCAUGUCCUCAUCAGUACAUCAUAGACAAAAAUUUCAGUGCCAGACUUCUAGCUGAGAAAAGAGAGGUCACAUGUGAAUGGUGUGGUGCUGCAGGCUCGAGCCUAAGGUUGUGUUUAUACUCGGGGUGCCUGCGAGUUGGGUGUGGCGAGGGCCGCGCUGACCACUCCACCUUCCACAACAACCAGUUUCCCUCUCACUGUAUCACCUUAAAUUUAACUUCCUUACGAUCAUGGUGCUACAUGUGUGAAAUGGAGGUAACUUCGUCUGUCAUGGCAAGUCUCAGCAUACCACCAGGCCAACAGCAGCAUUUAGGAGGGCCAAUCAGUGCUCCUGGUGUGGCUGUUGCUCAGCCAAUCACACCUAGUCAGUCUAGUGCUGAAGAUGAUGAUGAUGACGAAGAUGAAGGAGAAGAGGUGAAAGCCAAAGGAUUGGUUGGUCUGCGCAACCUGGGCCUUACUUGCUACAUGAACUCAGCUCUUCAGGCAAUGAGCAACUCUGUUCCUCUAGCUCAGUUUAUGAUUGAAUGUCCAGCAUUCUUACGCAAUGAUAGAAAAUCUCCUGGCCUUUCUCGACCUUUUCAGAGAUUAAUGGUCGAGAUGUGGCAUAAAAAAAGACCAAGUUUUGUCACUCCAUCUCUGCUUUACCAUGGAUUCAAACAGUUAUACCCAAUGUUUCGUGGGUACACACAGCAGGAUUCUCAGGAGUUUCUUCGAUACUUCAUGGAUCAGCUUCAUGAGGAACUUCGAGAGCCUCGGGUAAUGUCACAUGAGGAUGAAGAGAGGGAAAUUGAAGAUGAGGAAGACCUGUCAACAGGGAGCCUCUCAGAGCGGGAGGAAUCACAGUCCGAAGCAGAGUAUGAGACAUGCGAUUCAGGGGUAUCAGAGCAGUCCUCGGAGUCAUCGGAUCACCACCCCAGCAAGAGAAAGAAGCGGCAGCAUGUGGGGGUGGACAUGGAAAGUGGAAUCACUCUAAGGAAUAGCAAUCGGAGUCUUCUUUUGCCUGAUCACGAGACAAGUGAAUUCUCCGAUGCUGUGUCAGAUACCACUCUUCUUGACUCGGACUCGGCUGGUGGCAUAUCUUCCUCCGCUUCUCCUCAAGUUCACUCCUCCCUAACAAGUGGUCUUGGCUCCAGUAAGCCAUCUAUAUCAUCUAUCACAUCAUCAUUUAGAGCUACAACAUCCCCUCCCCCAGGCAAAGCCUCCACAAACACUACUAACAAUCCCAACCGAAGAAGAAAGCCGCCUUCGUACCGCAGCGUCAUCUCGGAUAUCUUUGAUGGAACCAUUGUCAGUUCAGUGCAGUGCUUAACCUGUAAUACGAUAUCCUCAAGAAAAGAAACAUUCCAGGACUUAAGUUUGCCUAUCCCUAGCAGCGACCAACUAAGCAUCCUGCAGCACUCGUCUGUUACCCAACUACAGCAGGUGGGAGUAACCAACACCAGCAGCCUCCACCUUGCCAAGGCCUCGUGUGAUACAGCAACAGAUGGGUGGAUGUGGUGGAUCUGGGUAUGGCUGCGAUCAUGGCUGUGGGGACCGGCAGUCUCCCUCCAUCAUUGCCUUGCAGCCUUCUUCAGUGCAGAUGAACUUAAAGGAGAUAAUAUGUAUUCGUGUGAAAAGUGUGGUAAACUACGUAAUGGGGUCAAAUAUUCUAAAGUUUUGAAACUACCAGAGGUGCUUAUAAUCCACCUGAAAAGGUUCCGGCAUGAAACAAUGUUCAGUUCAAAAAUCAGCCAGUAUGUGUCAUUUCCGCUUCAUGGCUUAGAUCUCACACAAUUCCUUCACAAAGAUUGUGCAUCUGAGGUGGUAACAUAUGAUCUGUAUGCUAUUAUCUGUCACCAUGGCACUGCAGGAGGUGGUCAUUACACCUCAUAUUGUCAAAACUGGAGCAAUCACCGCUGGUAUGAGUUUGAUGAUCAGUAUGUUACUGAAGUCUCUCCGGAAACUGUUGCCAAAUGUGAAGCAUAUGUUUUAUUCUACAAAAAGACAAGUACGGAGAUGACAUCACGGCGCCAAAGAACUGUCGAACUUAUGCAGGUGUCUUCAAGGGAGCCUUCACUGAUGCAGUUCUAUAUAUCAAAACAGUGGGUUAAUAAGUUUAACACUUUCUCGGAGCCAGGACCCAUCGAUAACUGUGACUUCUUGUGCCCACAUGGAGGAGUACAACCACAAAAGGCAAGCUAUGUAGGAGAGCUGGUGAUGCUUCUCAACCAAGGUGUUUGGGAGUACCUACAUCAAGUAUUUGGUGGGGGCCCUGCUUGUACGCGCUUGUACGAGUGUGUUACUUGUCGCGCUGAACUUGAUGCCCUCUCACAUCGUCAGAGUAGCGAGCUCGAGAUGUUUUUCAAACUGAAAAAGAUGUUCCAAGAAGAGGAACACCCGAACAUUGUAGCAAUCUCCAUGAGGUGGUUCCGUACGUGGGAGAGCUUUGUGCGAGGACGGGAACAAGAACCACCGGGUCCCAUUGAUAAUUCUUCUAUAUGUACAAGUAAAACUGGUCAGCCAAUGCUCAAGCCAGGUUCAGAUUAUGCACAGAUCUCUGAAGAAAUGUGGGACUUUUUUCAUGAAACAUAUGGAGGUGGUCCAGAGUUGUCUGUGAUGUAUGGUAACCCACAUGGUCCGACCAGACGAUCAGAUCGGGCAGAAGGAUCACGCUCAGAAAGUCAGAAGUCAGAGCAGCUUCAGCCAAGUUCCCGGUCACAAAGUACGGAUACGCUUCCAUACAGUGGUACUGGUGCAAAUCGACAAAGAACCAUUUCUGCUGGUGAGGUUAUGAGGAUGGCUCCGACACACUGCUCAAAGGUCAAUGAAAGUGAGAGCUUGCCUGAGGCAAAGUCAGCUGACAGGACGGAAGAAAUCAGAAAAGACGAUAAUGAACCGAGACAGACAAGCCCUAUAGAAGAGGCAUCAAGUACAAAUAUUUCCAUCGUACAGCAAAAUCCGGGGCACAAGUCAUCAAAUCACUCUCUGGAGAGACAGUGAAUAUAAUUAAAAAAUUUAUGGAACAACUUCUGGUAAUAUUUUAUUAUCUAGGAACUUUCAGCAUUUCUAUAUAAUAAAAAUUUAAGGUAUUACAAGGAUGCACUAUUUACAUAUAUUUAAAUAGUUGUGUUCAAUAUGCAUAAGGACUUACAGAGUUUAUUUUUCUCAGUAUACAAGGAUAGCAAGGAAUGUGUUGAAAAUUCUAGAUUUGUUCAUAUUUGAAAAUCAUCUGAUUAAAUCUUCUGUUAGUCUGUUAGUAAGAUUUAUUCUGUAUAUGAAAGAGAUGUAUUAAUUUUUGUCUUACUCUAUUUUAUAUAUAUUGUGAUAAUUACAUAAGUCAGGAAGCACCACUACUGUAGAAGCUAAUGCUGUAGUGGAAAUUAAUGCUGCUGCUGAUGUUGAAGUCAGGAUGAAAUACCUCUAUUGCGUGAAAUUUUGUAGUGGAAUGAAACAUUACAACUGUACAAAUACUGUACUGUAGUGGGGUGUAGCAGCCUUACUUUACAAAUGUUGUAGUGGGGUGUACCAACACUCUUGUAUAAAUGCUGUACAGUACUUAGCGUGAGAAGUCACUACUGUGUAAAUGCUGUAAGUGUAAUAAAACUAUAAAUACUGUAGCAAGGUGUACCACUACUGUAUAAACAUGUCGUUGGCAUGAAAUACCAUCUCUGUAUAAAUGCUAUAGUGGGAUGUUAUACUACUGCUGUAUAAGACACUGUACAUCAUUGGGUGGCAUCUUUCCCUUUCUGCGGAUCAAGAAAAUUGACAUUGAUGAUUGGAGUAGUACAUUAAUGCUAGCGUACUUGUUAGUGAUAAUUUAAAAGAUACAGUAUUUGUAAAUUGUUUUCUCAGAAAAAAUGUUUGUAGACAGUGUGAUAUGAUGAAUGUAAUUUGUGUUAACCUGAGGACCUAUACUUGAUCAAUGGUGGCAAAUGUUCCAAGAGUGUUACCAUUGAAAGUAUGGCAUUUUCCAAGAUAUUUUUAUGUUCCUUUAAAGGGAUUAUUUUUUCAGGGGUGUGUGAAGACCUGGUUAUCCAGUUGCAAUAUAUAAAUUAGUUAAGGAAUUGUCUCGCCUCCUAACGUGACACUUUUUGAAGCAUAGUGCCGAUUUGGACACAUGUUGCUAAUGCACUUAUUUAUUCAUCACGUGUAAAUGAGAUAGCUUUAUUGUCCAAUUUCUAAAUUAAUAUAUGACGUAAUUUGGCACCCAUUGGUUUGUAUAAUAUUAAAUGAUGGCACGAAUACACACACAAAUUAAAAGCAGAUAUUACA
Molecule: messenger RNA, 4525 nt
Organism: Procambarus clarkii (red swamp crayfish)
Lineage: Eukaryota; Metazoa; Arthropoda; Malacostraca; Decapoda; Cambaridae
Product: ubiquitin carboxyl-terminal hydrolase 20
Biological process (GO): protein deubiquitination
Cellular component (GO): cytoplasm
Molecular function (GO): cysteine-type deubiquitinase activity; zinc ion binding
Source: RefSeq, a predicted model, not a curated record